UUUCAUCGCUUACAGUAAGCUUGGGCUCAGUUUUGUAUUUGCGAAGAGGAAACUCAUAAAUGGCUCCUGCUCUUGCCUUCUCUCAGCCUUCCAUUGUGACGCCAUCGCCAUACAAGAAGAAGAGCGCAAAGGAUGAUUUAAAUGCAGCGAUAGAGCGGUCAGAAAUAGAGGCCCUGAGGUCUGAGAAUAUGAAGCUGCAAAGAAAGCUGGAGGAGAGCCAAAGGUACGAAGCGGAAUUAAUGGCGGAUUUGGAGAAGAUGAGGAUGAGAUUGUUAAAGACGGAAGAAGCAGAGGAGCGCCUCUGUUCACAGCUUGGAGAGCUGGAGGCAGACUCUGUUCUUCAGGCGCGGAAUUACAAUCAUCAAAUCAAUGCUUUGAAGCAGGAAUUGGCGCAAAUGCAAGCUCUUCUUGCACAAUUUCAACGCAAUUGCUGAUAAUGAUUUUGGUAACACAAAAUUGAAAAUUUUGGUUUAAUAUUGGGAGAUUUGAUUGUGUAUAUUGUUUGUAUUGUACAAGUUUUCCUCUCAUGCAAAUCUGUGAUGAGGACUAAAUUUGGGGAAUGAUUGUGUAAGUUUGUAAUGUACCAAACGAGAUCAAUGCAGAAAGAAGUUCGGCUUUAUUUUAUA
Molecule: messenger RNA, 626 nt
Organism: Cryptomeria japonica (Japanese cedar)
Lineage: Eukaryota; Viridiplantae; Streptophyta; Pinopsida; Cupressales; Cupressaceae
Product: protein RESPONSE TO LOW SULFUR 2
Exons: 1
Coding region: 60-434 (124 amino acids)
Biological process (GO): cellular oxidant detoxification
Source: RefSeq, a predicted model, not a curated record